AUGUCUCCCAACUUCCAUCUGUUCAUGAUAUGCGCUAUAGUCUGCUGGUCACUUUUCUCCUCAGCCUACCGCGCAACAUCAGCAGACACUCUCACCGUCGGUUUUGCACUCACGGUCGACCAUGCCACUGCCACAAUUCGCCACAACAGCACGUUCUUUGAGGACCUGGUCAAAGUCGAAGCUUCGGAGGAAUACAUCAAGUUGAUGCAAAGAGAACGAGACGCACGCAAGAAGAAAGGACUUCCUGCUUCCAAUGACGUGGCUGUAAUUGCGGCAUUGCUCAAAGCCAUCAAAGACGUUGCUGAAGCAUCUGUGGGCGCUUCCGUUUCCGCUCUAGUGAGCUUCCCUGCUCUGCCUGGCCUAUAUCAGGAGGAUAUAGUCGAUGCCGCCUAUUACGUUGGUCUUGAAGGAUUAGCAAAAGGCCUCGCGCGUCAUCCUCACGAACUCAUCGCUGCAUACGCGGGUCACGGAUACGACCUGUGCAAGAGCUACAACCCCGUAAAACGAUGCGUGCCGGACGACGGAGACAGUUUCACAACCCGUACCGUGCUGCUGGCUGAAUACACGGAAACCGCACUGCUGUUGCACUUGGAAGGUCUGAACGGAGCAGUCGAACUGUCAUGGCCGAAUAUGUACCUUAACCUGCAAUUCGACCUAGGUAGCUCUCGAACGCCGGAAGAGCAGGACGUUCGCAAUAGCGUGCUACAUUUUCUGUACCAUCACUACAACGAGCGAUUAGGGAGAGGACCACCGGACAUGACCGUCAUCUUGGUGGGUGAUGCGGAAAGCGUCGGUGACGGCAAGGUGCAACGAGCGACGAAGACUGUGCUUGAAGCACUUGGGGCGCAUGCCGAAGUUCUGGCUGAUAAUUCAGCCUAUAUCGCAGCAAGGGGAGCAGCGGAGAUGGCGUGGCGAGCGCUGGAUCACGAAGAAAGAAUGGAGUUGUGA
This is a messenger RNA of Alternaria metachromatica, 948 nucleotides long. RefSeq lists its product as uncharacterized. NCBI's taxonomy places the organism in Eukaryota, Fungi, Ascomycota, Dothideomycetes, Pleosporales, Pleosporaceae. The record is from RefSeq and is a predicted model, not a curated record. The transcript has 2 exons. The coding region runs from base 1 to 948 and encodes 315 amino acids.